GGGUUAAGUUAGUCGUUUUUCAUCAGUCAAGUCAAAAGUAUAGCAAAAUAAAUAUUUGUGACAUACAGUAAGCAGAUGGCAGACAACAAUAAUAUUCAAAAAUCGAAAAAGCGUAAGAAGAAUAAAAAUAAAAAAGGAAAAAAGGGACGUACAGCAGCUGGUUUAAAGAGUUCACAGCAACCAGCAUCGGGCUUAUCCGCAAACAGUAUUAAGAUUGUCGACCUCCCACUCACAAAGAUGAAUACAAAUAUGAUGCGGCACAAGCUUGCUGAAUUCCUGGACUCCAACGAGCUGGAGUUCCAGCUGGAGGGCUUGAACAAGGAACAGCGCAGCCACCUUCACGGCUGUGCCCAGGCUUUGGGACUGAAGUCCAUCAGCCGUGGGCCCGCUCUCAGCCGAGUUCUUUGCAUCAGUCGGGCUCCGGGCUCGUGUCUACACCUUUGCCUCGACGCCCCCGUGCUGAUGGUUAACUCUAGAGUAACCCGAAUCCUAUCAUCGUCAGCGGCCAAAAUUGAGCGUGCGAUGUGUUCGGCGGCACUCAGAGGAAAUGGUCCUCGGGCAAAGCAAAAUGAGGGCCAAGAAAGCUUCGGAUUGGUGGGCACCCGACAAAUACCCCCACACCCGGCAUACACAAACAAUCCGAUGACUCGAGAACGCAUGAAUCUACCUAUUUAUGGCUACCGCUCAAUAAUUCAGGACGCUCUGCAGCGGUUCCAGGUUCUCAUUGUCAAGGGUGCCACCGGCUCCGGCAAGUCAACGCAGGUGCCACAAUAUGUGCUUGAGUCGGCUGCAUACAAUAACCACGCCGUGCGUGUCGUGGUGAGCCAGCCGCGUCGUAUCGCGGCCAUCAGCGUCUCGGAGAGAAUCUCCAGGGAGCGGGGCGAGAUGCCAGGCAUCACAGUUGGCUAUCAGAUCCGCAUGAACAGCAAUUGCACCAAGCACACUGUUCUCACGCUGACCACCAGCGGCUGCCUGCUGCGAGCCCUGACCAUGAAUACCCAGGCCUUCUUUCAGACCGUCACACACUUGAUUAUCGAUGAGGUGCACGAGCGUGACCUGGACACGGACUUUCUGCUGCUAGUCAUCAAGCUGGAGCUCAGACGAAAUCCCUAUCUUAGGGUGAUUCUAAUGUCGGCCACCAUGGACCUAAAUGCGUUGUCCGCAUACUUUGGCACUGUGCCCGUCCUGGAUGUAGAGGGACGCAGCUUCGGAGUGCGCAUCUUUCAGAUGGAGCAUAUUCUCCGCCAGACUGGCUACAUGACCGAGGGCAUGAAAGACAUCUUGCGCGACAAGGCUGAUACCGCGACAGAGCACGAACUGCUGCAUGCCUACAGCCUCACGCGAUACAUGGAGAGUGACAUUGACAACAACCUGGUUGUCUCCUUGCUGGAACUCCUUGUGAAUUCGGGCGAGAAGGGAGCGGUAAUUGUGUACCUUCCGGGCUACAAUGAUAUGACCUCGUUGAUGGAGUGCCUGUACCACUCCCUUCCGAUGGACAAAAUACAAAUCUUUCUGUUGCACAGCCAGGUGGAGAGCCAUGAGCAGAAGAAGAUAUUCCGGCAGUACCCGAAUAUCCAGCUGACGAUCAUUCUGAGCACCAACAUCGGCCAGACGUCCAUCACCAUACCGGAGCUGGUCUAUGUUAUCGAUUUGGGUAAAUCCAAAAUUAAGAUCUAUGACGGCAAAACGAACGCUUCGGAGCUGGCCACAGUGCCGAUCUCCCAGGCGGAUGCCCAGCAGAGGGCUGGCCGAGCUGGUCGCCUCCGCGAUGGCAUCUGCUAUCGUCUGUACUCCAGCGACACAUUCGCCAAGAUGAGCUUGUAUACUAUUCCGGAGAUACAGCGGCACACGCUGGACGAGAUCUGUCUGCUGGCCAAGAUUGCUGCUCCUGAGCAGUCCAUACCAAAGUUUUUGUUGCAGGCACUGGAUGCACCGCAGCCGGAGGCCGUCAAUCAGGCCUGCUCGCGGCUCAAGUUGUUGGGCGUGCUGCACGACGGGGACGAGUCGAUCACCAUGCUUGGCCGGAUCAUUGCGGAGCUGCCAUUGAGCGUGCAGAUGGCUAAGUGCAUGGUAUACGCGAUAUACUAUCGCUGUCUGGGCAGCAUGACCAUCAUUGCUGCCUACCACUCCGUCCGUGAUCCCUUCGUUCUGCCCGUUGAUCGAAGGAGGAGUUUUAAACCGCAAGAGGCGCGCCUCAAAUUCACCGAGGGCAUCAACAGCGAUUUGAUCGGAAUGAUAAGUCUCUUCAAGCAAUACACGGAAGCUUCCCGACGCAGCAACAAUGAGGUGGCCGAGUUCUGUGAGCGCUACUAUCUUUGUCCCAAAUCCAUGGCCAUGUUUGUUUCGGCCGUGGUAACACUUCGGGAAUCUAUUUCCAGAAUUUUUAAGCUAGAUCAGACCACCAAGCGCCAGGCCAGCGCCAAUAACAGGGACAACAACAUGAUCCGGCUGGCCCUCACAGCUGGACUCUACCCCAAUCUGGCCUAUUAUGACCAAAACAAGAACGAGCUUAUGUCCGAGUGCGAUCCCAACGUACUUGUCUCCCGAACCUCCUGCUUGCUGGGCAAAAAGAAGAUGAGGACCCUGUCCAGCGAGUGGGUACUGUACGUGGAGAAGUCACGUGUCUCCGAAUCCAAAUCGUCGCUGGAACAAACCAGCUUGGUCAGCACCCUUCAUGUGGCCAUCGCCGGUGGAAAGGUGCUCAAGAUGGCACAGAGACCAAGCAGCAGCCUCGGCUUGCUGGACACCGCCCCCAAGGGGCAACUUUGUAUAGACCACUGGGUACGCAUCUCUAUGAACUCGAUGUUUGGAGAGCAACUGAUUAAUCUGCGCAUGCUAAUGAAGCGCGAGCUGGACAUAAUGGUGAUGCUGCGUCGUGUGGAUCAAUAUGUUGGCCCAGACAUAGCCCUUUCUUUGUUGAAUGUCGAUGAGGGCACGAUGGCCCUCAACUAAGUCACGUAUGUUUAGUUUCUGUGAUAAUUGUUUUCGAUUAAGACUGACUCGUUCUAUAAUUUGUACACUAAAUUGCAAAACUAUCGUUCAUUUUGUCUGCAAUUUCACAAUUCACAAAUUCACAAUUGAUUUGAUAACAUUCUGCAUUGCAUGAAUAUCUAAAUUUGUUAGUAUCUUCUUGUUUGUCCCAAAAAGAGUCAAAGAGACCUUACUUAUUAAUUCAGUUAUAAAUAAUUUUUUUUCGAUUAUACACAUUACGAGGUGGCUGUGCUCUCUCAAAAAACGUCAGAUCUAAAUUACGCAAUUGAUUUAAUCAAUUGCCAAGUACAUAUAACAUAAUUAUACAUGUAGUAGAACAUUUUCGCUUCAAUAAUUGAAGCUGAGGCUAUUUUAAACUCUAAAUGUACAUCAAGUAAACAAGCAAACAUUGAAGCAUUCCAACAACUGUCUGUCCCGAAAAGAACUCCUUAAAUUAUGCAAAUUUUGCAAGUAUUAAUGUUGUAACGUAACUGAAACCAAACUGGAUAAACAGGGACACUAUUUUGUGAAAUAUCUGUGAGUUUAUUAAUGUAUUAUUGAGUUGAAUUGAAAGUUCAGUUAUAAAUAAUUUUUUUUUCGAUUAUACACAUUACGAGGUGACUGUGCUCUCUCAAAAAACGUCAGAUCUAAAUUACGGAAUUGAUUUAAUCAAUUGCCAAGUACAUAUAACAUAAUUAUACAUGUAGUAGAACAUUUUCGCUUCAAUAAUUGAAGCUGAGGCUAUUUUAAACUCUAAAUGUACAUCAAGUAAACAAGCAAACAUUGAAGCAUUCCAACAACUGUCUGUCCCGAAAAGAACUCCUUAAAUUAUGCAAAUUUUGCAAGUAAUAAUGUUGUAACGUAACUGAAACCAAACUGGAUAAACAGGGACACUAUCUUGUGAAAUAUCUGUGAGUUUAUUAAUGUAUUAUUGAGUUGAAUUGAAAGUUCAGUUAUAAAUAAUUUUUUUUUCGAUUAUACACAUUACGAGGUGACAGUGCUCUCUCAAAAAACGUCAGAUCUAAAUUACGCAAUUGAUUUAAUCAAUUGCCAAGUACAUAUAACAUAAUUAUACAUGUAGUAGAACAUUUUCGCUUCAAUAAUUGAAGCUGAGGCUAUUUUAAACUCUAAAUGUACAUCAAGUAAACAAGCAAACAUUGAAGCAUUCCAACAACUGUCUGUCCCGAAAAGAACUCCUUAAAUUAUGCAAAUUUUGCAAGUAUUAAUGUUGUAACGUAACUGAAACCAAACUGGAUAAUCAGGGACACUAUCUUGUGAAAUAUCUGUGAGUUUAUUAAUGUAUUGAGUUGAAUUGAAAAUAAAGCAAAAAAAUAUGUGCUCGUUA
This is a messenger RNA of Drosophila miranda, 4315 nucleotides long. Its product is annotated as DExH-box ATP-dependent RNA helicase DExH6. Bases 76 to 2952 code for a protein of 958 amino acids. The transcript is spliced from 3 exons. Lineage: Eukaryota; Metazoa; Arthropoda; Insecta; Diptera; Drosophilidae. Gene Ontology annotation, molecular function: ATP binding; RNA binding. The record is from RefSeq and is a predicted model, not a curated record. Gene Ontology annotation, cellular component: intracellular anatomical structure.